Messenger RNA from Mucor mucedo, 809 nucleotides. RefSeq lists its product as uncharacterized. The coding region runs from base 1 to 801 and encodes 266 amino acids. The transcript is spliced from 5 exons. Lineage: Eukaryota; Fungi; Mucoromycota; Mucoromycetes; Mucorales; Mucoraceae. The record is from RefSeq and is a predicted model, not a curated record.
AUGCAAAGAACUCUGAGGAUCCAAAAUCAACGGACAAUAAAACGUCUCAACCAAAUCUCAAACAAUGAAAUAGCCCACAACUUGGAUACAGCUCCUAAUGAGACAGAGCCGGAAAGUCAGGAGAAGUCAAUGAGUCAGAAGAAGAAAAUUAGACUGAAAGCGGUGCUGAAAGUGAUGCUGAAAGUGGUACUGAGGUUGCAUUACGACAAACGUCAAAUCUCGCAUCUGACGAAGAUCCCAAUUGAUCAAUUUAACGCAAUAAUUGAGGCAGCCAAUAUGGAUCCGGUUCCAAUGUCCGCUUAUGCCAAUGAGCUUAGUAAUGCCCUCGAUAUAGCGCCAUUAUCAACACGUGCAUUACGCGAAACACUGUAUGAUGUUGGAUAUCGUAAAGACUUCGAUCUCGUCGCCCACGAUGACGCUAAUUUUAUGGAAAUAACGAUACGGUACUUAGAAUUUUAUUCUACUGAUCGAAGCAAAUUUGAUGGAGUUCUCUUCAAGGUUGGAAAGAAAUCGAUUAGCCCAGGUCUUAUCGAAUUUUCAGGAGGGAUCAAUGACAAAACCUCAUCUCGAAAAAAUUCAAAAGACAUUGAAAAGCUGUAUAGUAGUAUGAUCAAAGUUAUGAAGGAUGCUAAAACCAAUCGAAUGUUUUGCAUGAGGUGUUAUGGUCAUUACAUCUACUUCGAAAAGCUCCUUAUAUUUGAUGAUACGAUGUAUAGAAAAAUCGACGCAACCAUGGAGAUACCCAAUACGCCAAGAAAACUAAAAGCAUUCAUCAAAGAAAUUCCAUCGAUCCUUGCGUGAAAAGAGGC